CUUGCACCUCCUCCACCGUUGCCACCACCAAUACAGGGAUAUGCCUUUAAACCCCCUCCUCGACCAGAUUUCGGCACUUCUGGGAGAACAAUCAAACUGCAGGCCAACUUCUUUGAAAUGGACAUUCCUAAAAUAGAUAUCUACCAUUACGAAUUAGAUAUAAAGCCAGAAAAAUGCCCUAGAAGAGUUAACAGAGAAAUAGUGGAGCAUAUGGUUCAGCACUUUAAAACCCAGAUUUUUGGGGAUCGCAAACCAGUGUUUGAUGGAAGAAAAAACCUUUAUACAGCUAUGCCACUUCCAAUUGGGAGAGAUAAAGUGGAGCUGGAGGUCACGCUGCCAGGAGAAGGAAAGGACAGAAUAUUUAAGGUGGCUAUAAAGUGGAUGUCCUGUGUGAGUUUGCAGGCUUUACAUGAUGCUCUUUCUGGUCGGCUGCCAAGUGUCCCGUUUGAAACCAUCCAGGCACUGGAUGUAGUGAUGAGGCACUUGCCUUCCAUGAGAUAUACUCCUGUGGGGCGGUCUUUUUUUACAGCAUCAGAAGGGUGUUCAAAUCCAUUGGGUGGUGGCAGAGAAGUUUGGUUUGGCUUCCAUCAAUCAGUCAGACCUUCAUUAUGGAAAAUGAUGUUAAAUAUUGAUGUAUCUGCAACCGCAUUUUACAAAGCACAGCCAGUUAUCGAGUUUGUAUGUGAAGUUUUGGACUUCAAAAGUAUUGAAGAACAACAAAAACCUCUGACAGAUUCCCAAAGGGUAAAGUUUACCAAAGAAAUAAAAGGUCUAAAGGUGGAGAUAACACACUGUGGACAAAUGAAAAGAAAGUACAGAGUGUGCAAUGUCACCAGACGACCAGCAAGUCACCAAACCAAACUUAACUUACAGCUUCAGAAUGGACAAACAGUUGAAUGCACAGUAGCUCAGUAUUUUAAGGACAGGCAUAAAUUAGUUUUACGCUAUCCUCACCUUCCAUGUUUACAAGUUGGACAGGAGCAGAAACACACAUACCUUCCUCUUGAGGUGUGCAACAUAGUGGCGGGACAAAGAUGCAUAAAGAAACUCACUGACAAUCAAACUUCCACUAUGAUUCGAGCAACUGCCAGAUCAGCACCUGACCGUCAAGAAGAGAUUAGCAAAUUGGUGAGUAUGCGGAGUGCAAGUUUUAAUACUGACCCUUAUGUUCGUGAAUUUGGAAUAAUGGUCAAAGAUGAAAUGACAGAUGUGACCGGUAGAGUCUUACAGCCUCCUUCAAUCCUCUAUGGAGGCAGGAAUAAAGCAAUUGCUACACCCGUUCAAGGAGUCUGGGACAUGAGGAAUAAACAGUUUCACACUGGAAUUGAAAUAAAGGUUUGGGCAAUUGCAUGCUUUGCUCCCCAGCGCCAGUGCACUGAAGUUCAUCUUAAGUCUUUUACAGAACAACUGAGGAAGAUUUCCAGAGAUGCGGGAAUGCCAAUCCAGGGGCAGCCGUGCUUCUGUAAAUAUGCGCAGGGAGCUGACAGUGUGGAGCCCAUGUUCAGACAUCUCAAAAACACUUAUACUGGGCUGCAGCUUGUUGUAGUAAUUUUGCCAGGAAAAACACCAGUCUAUGCGGAGGUGAAGCGUGUUGGCGACACUGUGUUGGGAAUGGCUACACAGUGCGUUCAGAUGAAAAAUGUGCAAAGAACAACACCGCAAACUCUGUCUAACCUUUGCUUAAAAAUAAAUGUCAAAUUAGGAGGCGUAAAUAAUAUUUUACUGCCACAGGGAAGACCACCAGUAUUUCAACAGCCUGUCAUAUUCCUUGGUGCAGAUGUAACUCAUCCGCCAGCUGGAGAUGGAAAAAAGCCUUCCAUUGCUGCAGUUGUAGGAAGCAUGGAUGCUCAUCCUAAUCGAUACUGUGCCACUGUUCGGGUCCAGCAGCACCGCCAAGAAAUCAUUCAAGAUUUGGCUGCCAUGGUCAGGGAGUUGCUUAUUCAGUUCUACAAAUCAACUAGAUUUAAACCAACGCGUAUAAUCUUCUACAGAGAUGGCGUUUCUGAGGGGCAGUUUCAACAGGUUCUCCAUCAUGAAUUGCUGGCUAUCAGAGAAGCAUGCAUUAAACUAGAAAAGGAUUACCAGCCUGGAAUUACAUUUAUAGUUGUGCAGAAAAGGCAUCACACCAGACUCUUCUGUACAGAUAAAAAUGAACGGGUUGGAAAAAGCGGAAACAUUCCGGCUGGUACCACAGUGGACACAAAAAUCACACAUCCAUCAGAGUUUGACUUUUACCUGUGUAGUCACGCUGGUAUUCAGGGAACAAGCAGACCUUCUCAUUACCAUGUCCUCUGGGAUGACAAUCGUUUCUCUUCGGAUGAACUGCAGAUUCUUACCUACCAGCUGUGUCAUACGUAUGUACGCUGUACUCGUUCUGUUUCUAUCCCUGCACCAGCAUAUUACGCGCACCUGGUUGCCUUCAGAGCCAGGUAUCAUCUGGUGGAUAAAGAACACGAUAGUGCUGAAGGAAGCCACACUUCCGGUCAGAGUAAUGGCAGAGAUCAUCAAGCACUUGCUAAAGCAGUUCAAGUUCAUCAGGACACGUUGCGCACUAUGUACUUUGCUUGACAUGUUUUAAUGUUUAGCGACUCAGUACAAUACAGAGUUGGAUUCACAUGAGACCAGCUGCACUUAGACCAACAGUUGCCCGAGCUACAGUGACAGCCAGCAAUGAGUGAUGCAUCUUAAUUUUUUUUUUCUUUCCCAUUUGCAAGAAAGCCUUCCGUCCAGAAUUUCAGACUUGAUUACGAACUGCAUUCUUGUACCAAACCCCACUAUUGUUGGAAAUGUGAUUUGCCAAAAAUCUCUAAGCUGCUUGGUAUAAAACAGACC
Molecule: messenger RNA, 2832 nt
Organism: Cariama cristata (Red-legged seriema)
Lineage: Eukaryota; Metazoa; Chordata; Aves; Cariamiformes; Cariamidae
Gene: AGO2
Product: argonaute RISC catalytic component 2
Exons: 19
Coding region: 118-2568 (816 amino acids)
Biological process (GO): regulatory ncRNA-mediated gene silencing; regulation of DNA-templated transcription
Cellular component (GO): RISC complex
Molecular function (GO): RNA binding; endoribonuclease activity, cleaving siRNA-paired mRNA; protein binding
Source: RefSeq, a predicted model, not a curated record